This is a messenger RNA of Brienomyrus brachyistius, 495 nucleotides long. RefSeq names its product beta-microseminoprotein-like. The record is from RefSeq and is a predicted model, not a curated record. The transcript has 4 exons. The coding region runs from base 91 to 414 and encodes 107 amino acids. Lineage: Eukaryota; Metazoa; Chordata; Actinopteri; Osteoglossiformes; Mormyridae.
CAAGGCGAGCUGUGGAAGGUCCAGUUUGUCUGUCUGCUAGAGUCAAUAGGGGAGAGUCAACAGGCUGAAGUCCGACUUUGUCCUUCAAACAUGCAGAAGCUCCUGACAUUAGCACUGCUGCUGUGCGCUUCGCUGCUCCACUCUGAAGCUGCCUGCUUCUUCAAAACCCUUAAACCAGGUGAUACACACUGCCAGGACCCCACAGACAAAACCUGGCAUGCUGUAGGGUCAUCUUGGAGGAACUCAGAAUGUUUGGACUGCACGUGCUUUCAGUGCUGCCAGGCGUAUAUGACACCCAUUGGCCUUCCAGAUGACUGCGAGAAGGAGUUUGACAAGAUAAACUGCAAAUACAACGUGUUUAAAAAGAAUGACCCUAAUCAGUCAUGUCCAUACGCAUAUGCAGUGGGGAAGUGAUAAUUCUGCCUUUAUGUCAGUUGUCAAUAGUAAUCACUGAUUAAAAGGUCUUUAAUAAACAUUUUAUUGUUAUACAGUAAA